GCAGUGGCAUUAGAGCAGCACCCGUCUGGAUGGUCUCAUCUUCCCUUUCGAGUGGAAAGCAUAACCAUGAAGACACCUCAGACAGUGACAUCCUUCAAGGAGGUGGCUGUGUAUUUUACUACGGAGGAGUGGGACCACCUAGAUCCCGGCCAAAGAGUUUUGUACAAGGACGUCAUGCUGGAGAACUACAGGAAUGUGACCUUCCUGGGCAAAAUAAUGGCAACACAGGAAGGUUCUGGGUCAUCUCCACUUGGCAAUGGAAGGGAGAGAAGUGCCCUGCAGCUGUCCAAGCUGGUGUCCUUCCAGGAGGUGGCUAUAUAUUUUACCCAGGAAGAGUGGGAACUCCUGAAUCCGGGUCAACGAGCGCUGUACAACGAAGUCAUGCUGGAGAACUAUGGGACUGUGUCCUCCCUGGGUAGGAAUCAUUUCCCCCUGGUGUCCUUCCAGGAGGUGGCUAUAUAUUUUACCCAGGAAGAGUGGGAACUCCUGAAUCCGGGUCAACGAGCGCUGUACAACGAAGUCAUGCUGGAGAACUAUGGGACUGUGUCCUCCCUGGAAAUUCCCAAACCAGACCUCAUUUCCUGGCUGGAAGUAAUAGACGAUCCAUUUGUCCAGGACUCUGAGGAGCAGAAGCGAUGGUCAAGGACCUGCUUAGAUGAUUGUGAGUACAGUGAGAAUUAUCGGGAGCUGGCUGUGUUGCCUUUGGGGAUUGAAUCCUCUUGUUCUCAGGGGACUGACCCUUCUGAACUCCAGAUCUCACAAAAAGACCACAGAGUAAAGAAAAUGGAAGAGGUUUCGAGCUUUUCUGAGAUGCUGAAAAGUUAUCUAAAAUUAAGUAGACAUUUCAGAAUCCAGACAGAGGAAAAGCCAUAUGACUGGAUGGAGUCUCCAAAGAGUUUCAGUGACCAUGAAAAAAUCUACAAACAACUAGGAAUUGGCAAAGAAAGGAAACAGUAUAAAUGCACUGAGUAUGGAAAGAGCUUCAGAAACAGUUCAGACCUUACUGCCCAUCCAACAACGGACAUACAGGACAAAUCCCAUAAAUGCAUGAAGUGUGGGAAAAGUUUCCAUAUGAGCUUCAGCCUUACUUUCCAUCUAAGAACUCACACAGAGGACAAACCGUACGAAUGCAUGAAGUGUGGAAAGAGCUUCAGGGAUGGCAGAACACUGGCUGACCAUCAGAUGACUCACCCUGGAGGGAAACCAUUUAAAUGCACAAUAUGUGGGAAAAGCUUUGCUCGGAAUUCACACCUUACUAGACACCUAACGACUCAUACACGUGAGAAAACCUACAAAUACAUGCAGUGUGGAAAGGAUGCAAAUGCAGACUCCGGCACAACUUGCCAUCCAAGGACUCACGCAGGUGAGAAACCUUACAAAUGCAACGAGUGUGGAAAGAGUUUCAGUCAGAAAGGGAACGCCAAUAAGCAUCAAAGGGUUCACACAGGGGAGAAGCCCUAUAAAUGUAAGGAGUGUGGAAAGACCUUCAGAGAGAAAGGACACCUUAAGGUGCAUGAACGAACUCACACGGGGGAGAAACCUUAUAAAUGUAUGGAGUGUGGCAAGAGUUUCAGCGACAGCGGACCACUGACUAGACAUCAAAGAACUCACACAGGGGAAAAACCAUAUCAGUGUAUGGAGUGUGGCAAGAGUUUCAGUCAGAAAGAACAUCUCAAGCUGCAUCAAAAGAGAUCACAUGGGGAGAAACUGUAUGAAUGUGUGGAAUGUAGCAAGAGCUUCACUAAGAAAGGGCAGCUGAAGGAACACCAGGAGAAGUCACACAAGAGGGAUGUCAUAUCUUCCGGGGAGAAAAGCGGAGCGUGGGGUUUGCCUUGGCGAAGCCGCUGCUUGGAGGGAAGGCGAGGAACUGGCAGUGGAAUGGCAACAAAGGCAGGCUCUGGAUUAUAUCCUUGUUGUGGUGGACCAGAAAGAAUGGCUGUACACCUGAUUCAGCACAUGUCCUUUGAGGAGGUGGCCGUGCAUUUCACCCAGCAGGAGUGGGAUCUCCUAGAUCCAGGCCAAAGAGCUCUUUAUACAGAAGUCAUGCUGGAGAUCUACAGGAUGGUGGCCUCCCAAGGAAUUCCCAAACCAGACCUCAUCUGCUGGCUAGAAAAAGGAGACGAUCCAUUUGAACAGAGGCAAUUGGCAAUAACCUGCUUAGGGGAUGAGAAUGGCCAGAAGCUACCUCUUGCAUCAUGGGAAGUUAAGAAGGCUGAAGAAGGAAGAGAAAUAGUUAGAAUUCCAAAAGGACCAAAGAAUCGCAAGCAAAACCAGUGCAAGAAAGGAAAGAAAGAAUCCUCAGAUUCUCAGGAAGGAGAUGGCAAAUUAAAGAGAUACAGAAUAAUCCAGUCAGGAUCAAAACAAGGCAUGGACCCUGCAAAACAUCUGAGUGACAGUGGAACAUUUUUUUAUAAAAGCAGCAUCAAAGGGAAGAAACCAUGGAAGUGCCUGGUAUGUGGGAGGAGCUUCGCUUUUAGUUCUAAUCUUGUUUUACAUCAAAGAACUCAUACAGGAGAGAAGCCUUAUAAAUGCAUGGAAUGUAGGAAGAGAUUCAGUCAGAAAUGGAUCCUUCAGCAACAUCAGAGGAUUCACACAGGGGAGAAACCAUAUACAUGUAUGGAAUGCGGAAAGAGCUUCAGACAGAAAGGGGACCUUAGGUUACAUCAAAGAACCCACACAGGGGAGAAACCAUAUAAAUGCAUGGAGUGUGGAAAAAGUUUCAGUCAGAAAGGGCACCUAAGGGGGCAUGAAAGCAUGCACACUGGAGGGAAACCGUAUAAAUGCCUGGAAUGUGGAAAGAGCUUCAAUUAUUGUGGGUCCCUUAGUGCCCAUAAAAGAACCCACACAGGGGAGAAGCCAUAUAAAUGUAUGGAGUGUGGAAAGCAUUUAUGUGAUAGUGCGUCUCUUACUUCCCACCAAAGAACUCACACGGGGGAGAAGCCAUAUAAAUGUACGGAGUGUGGAAGGAGCUUCAAUCAGAAAGGGGUCCUUGGGCGACAUCAAAGUAUUCAUACAGGGGAGAAACCGUAUAAAUGUAUGGAUUGUGGAAAGACCUUCAAUCAGAAAGGAGUUCUUCGGCGGCAUCAAAGUAUUCAUACAGGGGAGAAACCGUAUAAAUGUAUGGAAUGUGGAAGGAGAUUUAGUCGGAAAGCGAAUCUUAGACUCCAUGAAAUAACUCACACAGUAGAGAAACCAUAUAAAUGCAUGGAGUGUGGUAAAGACUUCCAUCAUAAAGGGGCGUUUAGGCUUCAUCAGAGUAUUCACAGUGGGGAUAAACCAUAUAAAUGCACGCAGUGUGAAAAACACUUCAGUCAGAAAGGUAUUCUUGGCCGGCAUCGAAGAACUCACACAGGGGAAAAGCCAUAUCAAUGCAUGGAGUGUGGAAAGAGCUUCAGCCAGAAAGCGAUCCUUAGGCGGCAUCAAAUAACUCACACAGGGGAAAAGCCGUAUAAAUGUACAGAGUGUGGAAAGAGCUUCAGUCAGAAAUCAUGCCUUAGUCGGCACCAAAGAACUCACACGGGAGAAAAACCGUAUGAAUGUGUGGGGUGUGGAAAGAGUUUCAGUCUGAAGGGGAAUCUUAUGCGUCAUCAGAAAAACGCGCACACUAAAGAAGCCAUAUAAACACAUGGUGUGAAAAAAGAGCUUGAGACAUUCAGAGAAUAGGAUUUUGUAUACUAGUUUCAGCACACCCAACUGGGUCCUAGCAUGUUCUUCUCUGCAACAUUGCAAAAAGAGAGUGUGUUUAGAUCUUCAUAAGUUCCAUGGGAACUACAAUGGGUUGUGGGACUGGUGGUCUCUCUGCUCAUUAAGCUUUGUACAUGGUGCCUUUCUAAAAUACUACAAAUUCCACAACUAUUGAAGCUCAGCAAGUCCCAUCUUCUCUCUUCCUUUACAAUACUUAAAGAAAAUAUGCUGGGCCUCACGUGUGUUAGGGCUUAGAUUUUUUGGCUACAGCUGCCAGAAUAUUCACUGGGUGAAUUCCUAGUAAAUUGUGGUUUUUCUAUUGAAAAAAAAA
Messenger RNA from Pogona vitticeps (central bearded dragon), 4015 nucleotides. Lineage: Eukaryota; Metazoa; Chordata; Lepidosauria; Squamata; Agamidae. The record is from RefSeq and is a predicted model, not a curated record.